Molecule: messenger RNA, 1570 nt
Organism: Nannochloropsis gaditana CCMP526
Product: monovalent cation:proton antiporter1 family
Exons: 7
Coding region: 38-1570 (510 amino acids)
Biological process (GO): proton transmembrane transport
Cellular component (GO): membrane
Molecular function (GO): sodium:proton antiporter activity
Source: RefSeq, a predicted model, not a curated record
AGUGUCAUUUCCAUUACCUCGGAGAUCGCUGGCAGUCAUGGCGGAGUUAGGAGACGAGGGCGAGUACAGCGAGGCGAUUGUCAAUGGAUUCAUUUUUGCAUUUCUUUGUCUCUUGGCCGGCUGCUUAAUCAUGAACCACAUGAUUGGACACAAGUACCAUCCCAAGUACAUCUCAGAGGCAGGGGCCGUCGUCGCCGUCGGACUUGUCAUAAGUACUUUCCUCUCCUCCCUUUUUGUCGGCCUGUCCCUCUACGCACUCGCCCAAGCCCACCUCUCUUACUCCCUGUCCAUGGCCGAAUGCCUCGCCUUCGGGGCGCUCAUCUCCGCCACGGACCCGGUCUCUGUCCUGGCGGUCUUCGAGCAGCUCAAGGUGGACCCUCUCAUGUUUUACCUGGUGUUCGGGGAGAGCGUCUUGAACGACGCGGUGGCUCUGGUGCUCUUCAACAUCUUCUCCAAGUUUGUGGGCACGGAGGCCUUCACCACUGCCAGCAUGGGCUUCGCGAUCGUGGAUUUCCUCAUCAUCUUUUUCGGCUCCAUGGCCGUGGGUUUCCUCUUUGGCUGUCUGAGCGCCCUCCUUUUCAAGCACAUCGACCUUCGGCACUCCAUCUACGAGAUGGGUGUCUACCUCCUCCUGGCCUACAUCCCAAGCCUGUUUGGGACCGCCAUCGAGCUCUCCGGUAUUGUCUGCAUCCUCUUCACAGGCAUGUUCUCCCGGCAUUACACGCACCGGAACCUGUCCGUGAAAGGCCAGGCACUGGCUUUCUUCAUCUUUUCCCUCCUCGCCGUCCUGUCCGAGACUGCUGUUUUUUUGGAGCUGGGUCUGAGCGUCUUCUCGGGCGAGAAGGAAUACUUCCAUCCUCUCCUGAUCAUCUGGACGUUGCUCUUGAUUCUUAUCGGUCGAGCCCUGAACAUCUACCCCAUCAGCUUCCUGGUGAACCGCUUCACCAGCGUCAAGGUGGGCCGAAACGUCCAACACAUGCUCUGGUUCGCGGGCCUCCGAGGCGCCAUGGCCUACGCCUGUUCCAAGCAAUUUUCCAACGUCUUUGGCAAUCAACCAAUCAUCGAGGCGACGACGAUGGUCAUCGUGCUCAUCACGGUCUUCGGUUUUGGCACCUUCACCAUCACCAUGCUCGAGAAAAUGGAGAUUCCCCUGGGCGUGCCCGCCACGGACGCCGUGAACCUGUCGGAAAACCAAAGCCGGAUUUUGGCCUUAGAGGAAAAAUACUUGGUUCCUCUCUUGCAGCGGCCCCUCGAAUUUUCUUCGCAAGCCACGCCCUGGUCCCCCAAUUACCGAGGGCGACACGGGCACGACCAGGAGGAGGGAGGGAAGGAGGGUGGGCCAGGCGACGCCGUGCCCUCGGCUCCAGAGUUGUCGCCUGUCCCUUACCCAAGAAACCCUGGGGAGCGACUCAGGCGUGAGUCGAGCGGGGAAGGAUUCAUGGCCAACGACCAUAUCGAUCGUCUCUUCGGGUACAAUGCGCGUGGGUCGAUUGAAAUGAGCGCGUCCGGGGCGGGUAUAGCAGAAGGAGACGGGGAUGACGGGCAGGAAUCUCAGCGGAAUGUGAUUUGA